CAUAAGACCAGGGAACACGGAAGAGGAUCUGGAUUUUCUGCAUGGUUCCUGUUCGAUAUCAGAUUUAAGAAUGCGUCUGUGCUUUAGUGCGCUGAUCUCGAUGGUGGUCAUUACGCAUGGACAAAGCUUAGGAACAUCUGCAAGAACCUUUGAAAUAGACUAUGACCACAAUUGUUAUCGGAAGGAUGGACAACCAUUCCGCUAUAUAUCAGGGAGCAUUCAUUAUGCCAGAAUUCCUCGAUUUUAUUGGAAAGACCGAUUGCUAAAGAUGAAGAUGGCAGGAUUAGAUGCCAUUUACACGUACGUACCCUGGAACUUUCAUGAGCCAAAACCAGGAAUUUAUGAGUUUUCUGGAGAUCAUGAUAUUGUGUCUUUCUUGCAACUUGCCAAUGAAAUUGGAUUGCUGGUUAUUCUGAGAGCAGGACCUUAUAUCUGUGGAGAGUGGGACAUGGGAGGGUUACCAGCUUGGCUCCUUGCAAAAGAAUCUAUUGUCCUUCGGUCUUCUGACACAGAUUAUCUUCAUGCUGUGGAUAAUUGGAUGGGUGUGCUACUUCCAAAGAUUCAACUCUUGCUUUACCAAAAUGGUGGUCCCGUUAUAGCUGUACAGGUUGAAAAUGAGUAUGGAAGUUACUUUGCAUGUGACUACAACUAUCUCCGGCAUCUUCUUAAACUUUUCCGUCACCAUUUAGGAGAUGAGGUAGUUUUAUUCACAACAGAUGGAUCUGGAUUGCCAUAUGUAAAAUGUGGAACAAUUCAAGGCCUGUAUACAACUGUUGAUUUUGGACCAGGAACUAAUGUGACUGACGCAUUUUUCGUUCAAAGACACAGUGAGCCAAAGGGACCGUUGAUAAACUCAGAAUUUUACACUGGUUGGUUGGAUCACUGGGGAGAGCGGCAUUCUGUAGUUGCAACAGAAAGAGUAGUCAGUACUCUUAAUGAAAUACUCGCACAUGGAGCAAACGUUAACAUGUACAUGUUUAUAGGAGGAACCAACUUUGGCUACUGGAAUGGAGCAAACACACCAUAUGAACCUCAGCCAACCAGUUAUGAUUAUGAUGCCCCUCUAUCUGAAGCUGGAGACCUCACUGAAAAAUACUUUGCAAUUCGAGAGGUUAUUAAAAAGUAUAAGAAGAUUCCAGAAGGCCCUGUCCCUCCAACUACUCCAAAAUAUGCAUAUGGUGAAAUUAGUAUGGAAAAGGCAAAAACUGUUAUUGAAGCUUUGGAUGUUUUGGCGCGAUAUGGGGCAAUAAAAAGUGUGUAUCCUCUCACAUUUGAUCAAAUGAAACAGUACUUUGGUUUUGUGCUGUACAGAACUACCAUACCAAAGAAUUAUACUGAACCCGCACCGCUGUCUUCUUUAUAUGAUGGAAUCCGUGAUCGUGCGUAUGUGACUGUAAAUGGGGUUCUCCAGGGUAUUCUUGAAAGAAAUAAGAUGCAUACGAUUAACAUAACUGGAACUGAAGGUGCACAUCUUGAUUUGCUGGUAGAAAGCAUGGGCAGAGUCAACUUUGGGAGGUUCAAUAAUGAUUUCAAAGGACUGCUUACCAACUUAACACUCAAUGGUGAUAUACUUGCUAACUGGACAAUGUACCCGUUGGAUAUCGACAGUGCUAUAAUUGGUGAACUUUUAUCAAAAGCCUCUGCUUUAAAAACAGACAACAUACCAUCUCCUGCUUUUUAUAAAGGCAGUCUUGCCAUUCCUGAGGGAAUUCCAGACUUGCCUCAGGAUACCUUUAUUAAAUUCACUGGCUGGACAAAGGGACAAAUCUGGAUCAAUGGAUUCAAUCUGGGACGUUACUGGCCAGCUAGAGGUCCUCAAGUAACGUUAUAUGUUCCGGUGCAUAUAUUGACAACAUCUCAAGUGAACAAUAUUACUGUGCUGGAGUUAGAACACUCUCCUUGUGAAACUGGAAAAUGUGUGGUUGAGUUUGUUGACAAACCAAUACUCAAUGAAAACCCAGGAUAUGUAAAGGAAGAACUUUCUUUCAACAAAGGAAGCGUGCUUUAAAAUGUAAAAUUAAAUUGUCUUCUUACUUGAUGUUAUUUUUUUUUCUUCAUUAAAUCAUUCUUGAAGAAGAGGCAACACUUGACAAAUUGACUGGGAAGUACGCACAUGUUUUGGAUCAUUCUAUUGUGUUGUAGUUAAUGUUUAUCUUUUCCAAUUGUGGUUACAUUUAUAUACACUCCUUUAAUUACUCUUAACAGCCUAUUAGUCAAAUAACACUCCUUAAUGUUUUUCACUCUAUAUCAAAGAUAGGGGAUUCAGUACCCCUCCUUUUCUAAAUACUAAUGAACAUUGAAAUAUUAAAGUAUUGUAAUCAUAAACCCCUACAUAAAUGUGCAUCCAAAAAAAAUCCUGCAAAGCUGAACUUGUCAAAUGCAGUUUAGUGCAAAUAGUUUUAGGAGAUUGUGAAUUAUUAUCAGGAAGAAUACAUUUUACCAAUCCAAGAAUUGGUCUUAAGUGUUGGUCCAAAGUUGUGGAUUUCUGUUCUUCACUGAGAGCCCAGGUGUGCUUUACAUGACUUGGCUGUUCAGUGAUUAACAAUUUUAUCCUCUAAGAAGUGUAAACUCUUGCUUGUUCUCUGAUUGUAUCUGAACCCUUUUUGAGAUUUUACAUGUCUUUCUUUUGCUGUUAAUUCUUUGCAAGUUUUGGAAAAUCAUACCUUUUUCCUACUUACAAUUUCCUAUUAAACCCUUUCAUUUUCCUCA
This is a messenger RNA of Spea bombifrons (plains spadefoot toad), 2709 nucleotides long. It is a transcript of the gene GLB1, whose product is annotated as galactosidase beta 1. The coding region runs from base 71 to 2008 and encodes 645 amino acids. Gene Ontology annotation, biological process: carbohydrate metabolic process. The transcript has 16 exons. Gene Ontology annotation, cellular component: vacuole. NCBI's taxonomy places the organism in Eukaryota, Metazoa, Chordata, Amphibia, Anura, Pelobatidae. The record is from RefSeq and is a predicted model, not a curated record. Gene Ontology annotation, molecular function: beta-galactosidase activity.